AUGGCUUCUAUGGCUUCAAUUACUCUCUUUUUCAUUCUUUUCCUACAUUCAUCGCUUGCAAUACUAGUUGCAAGUGAUGUUUCUAACCAGAUUGAGUUAGAAACUUACAUUGUUCACGUACAAAAACCUCCUGCAAGCAAGGUUUUAAGUGACUUGGAAAGUUUGGACAGCUGGUACAGCUCAUUUUUACCAGCCACCACAGCCGACACAAAUGAGGAGCCACGCAUGGUUUAUUCCUAUCACAAUGUUUUCACAGGCUUUGCAGCCAAAUUAUCUUCUGAGGAAGUGAAAGCAUUGGAAAAUGUGGAAGGAUUUGUAUCCGCGCGGCCUCAAAAAGUUGUAUCAUUACAUACAACUCAUUCUCCUGAUUUUCUUGGUUUGCACCAAAAUUUUGGCUUUUGGAAGGAGUCAAAUUAUGGAAGGGGGACAAUUAUUGGAGUGUUGGACACCGGAAUUAGGCCUGAUCAUCCGUCUUUUGCGGACGAAGGGAUGCCUCCUCCACCUGCUAAGUGGAAGGGAAGAUGUGAGUUCAAUUUCACUGGAGCAUGUAACAACAAACUCAUUGGAGCAAGGUUUUUUAGGAGUGCUGGAGGAGGGACGCCCUUAGAUGAAGAAGGCCAUGGAACUCAUACUGCAAGUACAGCAGCUGGAAACUUUGUCAAAGGGGCUAAUGUAUUUGGCAAUGCUAACGGGACUGCAGUUGGAAUUGCACCAUUUGCUCAUGUGGCCAUGUACAAAGUAUGUUCAAGUUCUUGCCCAGAAAGUGACAUACUGGCUGCAAUGGAUGUUGCAAUUGAUGAUGGCGUCGACAUUCUUUCCAUUUCGAUUGGUGGGUUUUCUAGUUCUUUCUAUGAUGACAACAUAGCACUUGGUGCAUUCAGUGCAAUGGAGAAAGGGAUCUUUGUGAGCUGCUCAGCCGGAAACAACGGUCCAUUCAGUAGCUCUUUGGCAAAUGAGGCCCCUUGGAUUCUCACAGUUGGUGCAAGUACCAUUGAUAGAAAAACAACGGCCACUGCUGUGCUUGGAGACAAUCAAGAAUUUGAUGGCCAGACGCUUUUCCAGCCUAAGAAUUUCCGUCACACACAACUGCCUCUCAUUUACCCCGGAUUAUUGAAUGCAAGUGAUUUCGGUGCUCCAACUUGUGGUUCAAGCACACUGAACAAGACUGAUAUCAGGGGCAAGAUCGUGUUGUGCAUGAUAGGUGGAUCAACAACAAGAAUUGAAAAAGGCAAAUUAAUAAAAGAUGCUGGCGGUGCUGGAAUGAUACUCAUGAACACUCAAUCCCGAGCCAAUACUACAUUAGCAGAUGCUCAUGUUCUCCCUGCUACUCACAUUGGUUAUGCAGAUGGACAGAAGAUCAUAAGCUAUAUAAACAGAACUUCCAAUCCUACUGCUACAAUCAUGUUCAAAGGAACUAUAAUUGGAGAUGUUCAUGCUCCAGCUGUUGCGGGGUUUUCCUCUAGAGGUCCUAGCUUGGUGAGCCCAGGGAUCUUGAAGCCUGAUAUUAUUGGUCCUGGAGUAAACAUCCUUGCAGCUUGGCCUGUCUCUGUCGAGAACAACACCAACGCAACAUCCACAUUCAACAUUAUCUCUGGCACUUCAAUGUCUUGUCCUCAUCUUAGCGGUAUUGCUGCACUUCUCAAAAGUUCCCAUCCUGAUUGGUCUCCGGCUGCUAUUAAAUCAGCAAUCAUGACCACUGCUGAUCUACUAAACAUUGAGAACAGGCUUAUUGAGGAUGAAAGAUACCUUCCUGCUAACAUUUUCGCCACUGGUGCAGGCCAUGUCAAUCCCUCAAAAGCAAAUGACCCUGGACUUGUUUAUGACAUCCUUCCUGAAGAUUACACUCCAUAUUUGUGCGGCUUGAACUAUACAAGUCGACAAGUUGCUAUCAUUUUACAACGAAAGGUGAACUGCACAGAAACCAUACCUGAAGCACAGCUGAAUUAUCCUUCAUUUGCCAUCAGACUAGGAUCAUCAAGCACUCCCCAGACGUAUACAAGAACCGUUACUAAUGUUGGUGAUGCUAAUGAAUCUUACAAGGUCCAGAUUAUUCCACCAACAGGUGUUUCCGUAGCUGUUGGGCCUUCAACACUCAACUUUUCAGAGCAGAACCAGAGGUUGACAUAUCAAGUGACUUUUAGCCGAACGGCAAAUAGCUUCAGUGGCACAGUCCAUGGAUUUGUUAUCUGGUCUUCUGCCAAGCACUUCGUCAGGAGCCCAGUAGCAGCUACUUUUCUCUGA
Messenger RNA from Coffea eugenioides, 2241 nucleotides. Its product is annotated as subtilisin-like protease SBT1.7. The transcript has a single exon. Lineage: Eukaryota; Viridiplantae; Streptophyta; Magnoliopsida; Gentianales; Rubiaceae. Bases 1 to 2241 code for a protein of 746 amino acids. Gene Ontology annotation, biological process: proteolysis. Gene Ontology annotation, molecular function: serine-type endopeptidase activity. The record is from RefSeq and is a predicted model, not a curated record.